Molecule: messenger RNA, 1488 nt
Organism: Amaranthus tricolor (Joseph's coat)
Lineage: Eukaryota; Viridiplantae; Streptophyta; Magnoliopsida; Caryophyllales; Amaranthaceae
Product: probable choline kinase 1
Exons: 7
Coding region: 75-1256 (393 amino acids)
Biological process (GO): phosphatidylethanolamine biosynthetic process; phosphatidylcholine biosynthetic process
Cellular component (GO): cytoplasm
Molecular function (GO): ethanolamine kinase activity; choline kinase activity
Source: RefSeq, a predicted model, not a curated record
UAAAUUAAAAAAAACCCACAUGGAUAAAUUUCACAAUAAAUAGCUCUGCUACUACAUUUCAUUUCUUCCCAAUUAUGUCAUUGCAAAUAUCCAUCCAACAUUUCCAUUUUUUCUCUCAAUUUCUUAUUAUUGGUACUAUACUCAACACAAACCAAUCAACAUAUAGAGAAUUCUUUCUUGAAAAAAACAAGAUGGCAAUUAAGACAAAUGGGUUUUUGGAGGGAUCAUUACCAGAAGAAUUGAUGCAACUUCUUGUAACAUUAGCAUCAAGAUGGGAAGAUGUGAAUGACCCAAAUGAAAUUCAAGUAAAGAGAUUAAGUGGGGCCAUGACUAAUGAAGUUUUUCAAAUAAAAUGGGCAAAUGAGAAAGAUGAUCUUCAUAGGAAAGUUUUGGUAAGAAUAUAUGGUGAAGGAGUUGAUGUUUUCUUCAAUAGAGAUGAUGAAAUUAAGACUUUUGAGUGUUUGUCUCACCAUGGUCAAGGCCCUCGUCUUCUUGGCCGUUUCUCCGAUGGCCGUGUUGAAGAAUUCCUACAUGCUAGGACUCUAUCAGCAGAAGAUCUAAGGGACCCAGAAAUAUCAGGCCUAAUAGCAGGAAAGAUGAGAGAGUUUCACAAGCUUGAAAUGCCAGGCACUAAAACAGUGGUCUUAUGGACAAGACUCCGUCGUUGGCUGAGGAAAGCGAAGAGUUUAUGUUCGUUAGCAGACAUCAAAGAGUUUGGAUUAGAUCAUUUAGACGAUGAAAUCCAGCUGUUAGAGAAGGAACUCACUCAACAUGAUCAAGAACUUGGGUUUUGCCACAAUGAUUUGCAAUAUGGCAAUAUCAUGAUGGAUGAAGAGACUAAAUUUGUCACUCUUAUUGAUUAUGAAUAUGCAAGCUAUAAUCCCAUUGCCUAUGAUAUUGCUAAUCACUUUUCAGAAAUGGCUGCCAAUUAUCAUACUGAUCAACCUCAUAUUUUGGAUUACACUAAAUACCCAGAUGAAGAGGAACGUCGAAGAUUUAUCCAGGCAUAUUUGAGCUCAUCAGGAGACGACCUUAGUGAUAGUGAAGUUGAAAACUUGCUAAAAGAUGUUGACAAAUACUCUCUUGCAAAUCAUCUCUUUUGGGGCUUAUGGGGCAUCAUUUCGGCCUACGUGAAUAAUAUCGAUUUCGAUUACAAGGAAUAUGCAAGACAGAGGUUGGAACAAUAUUGGUUAAAGAAGUCUCAAGUCCUUAGUCCCUAUGCAGUUUGUCGUGAUGAUGGCGAAAAUGGUUUCUAAAUUUGAAAGCGUGCAAAAUCAAUUAAGUUAGUGAUCUAAGUCACAAAAAUUUUGUAAAUUUUUGGGUCUUUGUAAAAUAUAAUAUAUAUUUUCUUCGUUUUGAAAUACAUGCUCACUUAGGCUUUUUUGAUAAUGGUUUUGUAAAUUGUAGGAGUAAACUACAAGUACCUUGUCAACUUUGUCAAAGUAUGUAAUGUAUUCCCAUGAAUGAAUCGCAGUUUCUUCAACAAAA